This is a messenger RNA of Penicillium canescens, 534 nucleotides long. RefSeq lists its product as uncharacterized. Lineage: Eukaryota; Fungi; Ascomycota; Eurotiomycetes; Eurotiales; Aspergillaceae. Gene Ontology annotation, molecular function: ATPase-coupled transmembrane transporter activity; ATP hydrolysis activity; ATP binding. The transcript has 2 exons. Bases 1 to 534 code for a protein of 177 amino acids. Gene Ontology annotation, biological process: transmembrane transport. The record is from RefSeq and is a predicted model, not a curated record.
AUGACCUCGUUACGAGAAAGCAUCGGCGUCGUCCCGCAAGACCCCGUCCUAUUCAACCCUUCCAUACUUGAGAAUCUGCGGUACGCUCGACCACCAGCUACAGAUGAGGAGAUCCAAGAUACAUGUCGCGCUGCAGCUAUCCACGAGAAGAUCUUGACUUUUGUAGAUGCGUACAACACUACGGUUGGAGAAAACGGUGUCAAGCUAUCUGGUGGAGAAUUGCAGCGAAUAGCCAUUGCUCGAGUCUUCUUGAAGAAGUCACCAGUUCUUCUCUUGGAUGAGGCUACUAGUGCUGUGGAUUCGGAGACUGAGUCUGAGAUUCAGGCUGCUCUUGACCGCUUGAGAGCAAGACGAACUACCUUUGUUAUUGCCCAUCGGCUUUCGACUGUUGUUGGCGCGGAUAUGAUUCUUGUUUUACAGGAGGGAGAGAUUGUAGAAAGUGGUUCACACCAGGGGCUGGUCAAUAAGGGUGGAAGAUAUCAGACUAUUUGGGAAAAUCAGAUUGGUGGUGGCAAAAUCAAUAAAGCACUAUAG